This is a messenger RNA of Impatiens glandulifera, 1063 nucleotides long. RefSeq lists its product as uncharacterized. Lineage: Eukaryota; Viridiplantae; Streptophyta; Magnoliopsida; Ericales; Balsaminaceae. The transcript has 8 exons. The coding region runs from base 47 to 973 and encodes 308 amino acids. The record is from RefSeq and is a predicted model, not a curated record.
CACCUUUGAAGCAGGGGAGAGAUAAAAGAUCUCUCUCAAUCUCUCCAUGAAUCUCUCCAACCUGCAACAUCAACACUUAAGCACUUCAACGAUUACCCAUCUCCAUUCACCUUUAUCUCCUUCCCCAUUUCUCUCUAUACGAUUCUCUCCAAUCUCCUCUCAUCAAUACAAACCAUCCCUCAAGCUUUUAACUCUCACCACACUUCCAUCCCGCCCAAUUUCCCUCCUCACACCUCUACGUAAGUUCACCUGUUCAAGUCUCUCUGUAAACGAAGCUCAAUUUUGGAGAAACGAAAAAGAACAAGAACAAGAUGAUGAUGAUGCUGAGUCUGAGGACUUAUCCCAAGAAGGACCCAUCUACAGUAAAAUACACAGAUUGGUGGAGUGUUCUAUGUUCGCAGCUGUUACUGGGUUAACUUAUUUCCUUAGUAAUUCUCUUCAAAUUGAGAAUUACUUGGGUUGUUUCUUUGCAUUUCCUAUUGUAUUAACUUCUUUGAGAUGGGGAAUAGAAGCUGGAAGGAAGAACAUGGUGGCAACAGCUGUUCUAUUGCUUGUUUUAUCUGGUCCUGUAAAAGCAAUUACUUAUGUGCUAAUGCAUGGUUUACUUGGUUUGGCUAUGGGAACUCUAUGGAGGUUGGGAACAAACUGGUGGCUUUCGGUUGUCUUAUCUGCACUUGUGCGGUUAGUUGGUAGCUUUGGGUAUCUUUUCUUAUCGUCGUUCUUAAUAAGAGAAGAUAUACUUGGUUUGAUUCUUGCUACACUUCACACUUACCUUACAUAUGGUUUAACUGCAUUGGGGAUGAACAUUACACCGCCAUUGAGUGCAGUAUUUGGAGUAUUCCUUUUCCUGGUGAUGAUUAAUUGUGGCUUCUUUGCGUUCUUGCUGCAUAUUCUUUAUUCGGUAUUUAUUUCUAGACUUGGAAUGGAUGUUUCUGUCUCCCUACCUGGUUGGUUACAGAAAUCAAUGACUUAAUAUAAGAAGAAGAUAUAUGCAUUCUUACUGUAUUAUUAGUCUAUGUAAUUCACAACAUUCUCAUUCAAAUAUAAAAUGUCUUAUAUUUUU